Molecule: messenger RNA, 1245 nt
Organism: Camponotus floridanus (Florida carpenter ant)
Lineage: Eukaryota; Metazoa; Arthropoda; Insecta; Hymenoptera; Formicidae
Product: proline-rich protein 4-like
Exons: 3
Coding region: 1-1245 (414 amino acids)
Source: RefSeq, a predicted model, not a curated record
AUGACGCAAACGCAUCCACUUUGCGCUCUUGGUGAUUAUGCAUUUGAUAUUUGCAGAGGGUUGCAGGAAUAUGGGAUACUUUUAUUAUCACUCUUUGUGGCUAUGGUGUCAACUUUUCCAUUUCAUGACAACCUUAAUAAAUACGUAUAUAAGUACGAUCAUCUUCCUAAAGCACAACAAAAGUAUCAAAUUAUGCCUUAUCACAUAAGGCAUAAUAGAAUUAAUAUUGCAGAAGGAAACAUUCAUACAAACGAUAUACAUAAGAUCAAACUAGAUCAGUCAAAAGAUAAUGAACUUUCAGAAUCUCAUAUUGUAUAUUUUGAAAAUGGACCUAAAAAUGAGUAUGAAUUGCCAAACAAUUAUGGUCAUGAAUCGAAUGGUGGAGGAGAUGAACAAAAUAUACACAAUAAUAAAGCACUAGAUCAUCAUGUACACGAGAAGCAUAAAACCAUAACGAUUAUAAAGAAAAUCGCAGUGCCGUACCCCGUAGAAAAAACUAUCCGAUAUCCCGUGAUUAAGAAAAUAUCGUAUCCAGUUAAAGUGCCUGUCCCGCAGCCGUACGCGAUUGAAAAAAAAAUACUUUAUCCCGUAAAGGUCCUCGUUAAAGUUCCCGUUAAAAUUCCGCAACCAGUACCGGUCAUCAAAAAGAUUCCGUAUCCGAUUAAGGUACCAGUAGAUCAUCCCGUCCCAGUUAAGAUAUAUGUACCAAAACCAUAUCCCAUCGAGAAGAAAAUACAUUAUGAAGUAAAGAUUCCGGUACCAGAUCCAUUUCCCAUAGAACGGAAGAUACCAGUACCGGUGAAGAUACCGGUACAUGUACCUCAACCGUAUCCAGUCGAGAAAGUCGUUCAUUAUCCUGUGAAAAUCGCGGUGGAUAAACCGAUACCGGUUCGAGUACCAAAGCCAUAUCCGGUCCCGAUCGUGAAGCCAGUUCCGUAUCCUGUUGAGAAACCGAUUCCUGUACCAGUCAAAGUUCAUGUAGAAAGGCCGAUACCAGUCACGGUGGACAAGCCAGUGUUGGUCAAGGUAAAUGUUCCCGUACCAGCACCAUAUCCGGUCGAAAAAGAAGUACCAUAUUUUGUAGACAAAUUCGUACCAGUACCGGUGAAGAUACCAGUGCACAGGCCUAUACCGAUUGACGUAAACAAAGUGGUUCAUCACAUCGAAAGACCUAUUCCUUAUCCGGUUAAUAUACCAGUCGAGGUGCCAAUAAAUGAACAGGUAGAGCACAGAAAUUAUACAUGA